Molecule: messenger RNA, 2985 nt
Organism: Schistocerca americana (American grasshopper)
Lineage: Eukaryota; Metazoa; Arthropoda; Insecta; Orthoptera; Acrididae
Product: protein TFG-like
Exons: 7
Coding region: 269-1561 (430 amino acids)
Biological process (GO): endoplasmic reticulum to Golgi vesicle-mediated transport; COPII vesicle coat assembly
Cellular component (GO): endoplasmic reticulum exit site
Molecular function (GO): identical protein binding
Source: RefSeq, a predicted model, not a curated record
GUAACGUGGACGAUGGUGGUGGGGCUGUGACAGUGUUAAGUGUAAACUAAACAUUGUGUUAAAUUCAGACAUACAUUCUACAGCUUUCAGCCGUUAUGUUCAGAAAAGUUAUAUUCUAGCAGCUAUCAUAUUAUAUAUCAUAAUUGCUAGUUAAUAUUCAGUUACGAGCUGGACGAGAAAGAGUAAAGUUAAUUAAGUAAACAACUAUCAAGUAAGAUAUUAAUUAUCGUGUAUUAUUUAGAAUACUAAAAUUGCGUGUAGCAGCAGAAUGACUUCGUUCUCGAAAGGUGGUUCAGAAGACCAAACCUACACACAUUUAGACCUUAGCGGGAAACUCAUCAUAAAGGCUCAACUUGGAGAUGAUGUACGUAGAAUCCCUAUUCAUAAUGAAGCUAUAACAUAUGAUGAACUUGUACUGAUGAUGCAGAGAGUAUUCAGAGGCAAAUUGAGCAGUUCUGAUGAAAUUUUACUUAAAUACAAGGAUGAAGAUGGUGAUCUAGUAACAAUCUUCGACAGUUCAGAUCUCGCUUUUGCAGUACAGUAUAGCCGGAUCCUGAAACUACAAGUGUUAGUAGGUGGUGAGGCAACAUUACGCACUAAAGGCUUACCUCCAUCUCAGGUAUCAACAGUGAGAAAAGAACUGCAGGAGAUUCGUGACCGGGUGAAUUACCUGCUGGACACAAUUGAGCCCCGUACAGUUGAAGUCACUUCAUCCACAAGUGACUCACGAACUGGUCAGCAUGAGAUGAACAAUCCCAACCCGAAUAUCAGUUCGCGAGAGUUUGACCCUCUGCAACAGGCACAUCAGAAAGCUGCUGAGAGUGGCCAGGUUGUCAAGGAUGAGGUUUCGCAACAGCCACACCCUCCAGUAGACGGUUCAUUGCCAGAUGGUGGACGUGGCAGCACGCCAGAUAGCUUGGGCAGCGCUGGGUCACGGCGAGUCUCCUCAGCAUUUCCUGAUAACCAGCAGUCUACCCCACAACCACCACCUCAGACUGGCUUUCAGCCAAUAAAUUCUGGUCAGCCACAACAAAUGUACCAGUCUCUCCCACCUGACCAUCAGCAGCAACAGCCUCAGCAGCAACAGCAGCAGCAACAACAACCACCACUGCAGCAGCAACAGCAGCAGCAGCCCCAGCAAGGUGGACAGCCUCAGCAACCUUUCCAACCUCAGAAUUACCCACGUUACCCUGUGGCAUUUGUUGGUGGGCCUGUAAUGGGACAGCAGCAACCACCUCCACACAUGAUGGUGCAGGGUGCUUCAGGUCAGCAGCCAGGAGUGCCACAGAAUGCUUAUCAGCCAUCAUACCAGUACCCCUCUGUACAAACGUAUGCAGGUGCUCCCCAAAGUUCUGGUGGGCCUCCAGCAGUUGUUAGUGGUGCUUCACCUGGUCCUCGACCUCAGCAGGGCCCUCAGUCAUUUUCAGGGCAAGAAUAUGGUCAGCAGCAAGGUGGAUACAUGCAGCCACGUUUCAUGCAGCAGUCUGCUGCUGUUGGUGGAAAUCCUUACAGCAAGGGUAGUGCCUAUAAUCGCCCAUCGUCGCAGCCAGGCUAUCAAUAAAUUGUCUAUGUUUUUGGCUCACAUACUGUAUUGCAGCACGUUCCUAUUAUAAAAUUGUUUAUUAGUUGGGCAUUUUUUCCUUGCAAUGUAUGUGCAAUUAUGCUCAGUAAUUAUGUCCUGCAUGUACAGUAUAGUCCCAAUAAAAUUGUUUAAUAUGUUUAGAUUUUAUACUACUGCAUGUAUAAGCUCUAUUUUUGCUUGUAUCUGCAAAAGAAGAUUACUAAUAUAGUUAUAUGUCAUGUAAUUAGGUUUUACGAUUGAACUUGAUACAUUGCUGAUGUAUUGAAAUUUUUCAUAACAUUGAGUAACUUCCUGUUAAUUAGUAAACUAUAUUCCCAUUACUGUAUAGUUUUUUUCUAAAGAUGAGUGAAAAGUGAAUAAUUCAGAAAGGCAAAAUGCUUAUUUUGCAUUACAACUUGAUUACCCUGAAACUUAUUCUCCUCCGACAUACCUUGCAACGAUAUUACCAAGGAGACCAUAGUGUAAGGUCAUUGAUGAAUGUAGGCCUUCUGCACAUCAGUUGGGUAGAAGUAAUUUGCUCCUCAAUUUUGAAUAACAGUAUCACCCUUAUGCAAAAGUAACUGGUCUAAAAAAUAUGCUUUUUAAUUAAUAACAUAGCUUUUUGGAUGUCGAUAAAAUGAAUUCAAAAUCAACAAUGCUGGAAAAGACAGAUUUCUGUAAAGACAUGUUAAGUUGCAGACAGGAAAAACUAAGCUUUCGCCCACAGCCUUCAUCAGUAAAAGAAAGACACACACGAUUCAUACACACAAGCAAGCACACCUCUGCACACAAUUGCCAACUCCAUCAUCUCAGGCCGGAACACAACUAUUGUAAGAAAAGUGCAAAUGUCAGCAUUUUGGGUGAGUUUUUGUUAUAUGGGUAUUAGGCUGUAGUCUAAUGCAAGUUCCUGUGCCUAGUGCUGAAAAGUAUCUAGGCUAUAAGGAUGCAGUUAGAGUUUUCAAAUUUAAACAACUUAAGUUUGAAAAUUGUCUUUAUAGACUGCGAUUAUUUUUCUAUCAUUGUGAGAGUAAACAUUAGGUGCAAAACCUGCCUUAGACCACAGUCUAAUACUGACAAAGUCUGCAUUGUAUGUAACAUUUGCUUACCCUGUAAGCUACUUUAAGAUUGUGUAAUAAGUGUAAUAUAAAUUUUGUUGCUAGCAGAGACGUUUUGUGCUAUAACAUUUAUUAUAAUUUAUGUUGAAAGGUGCUGAAUAUUAGUAAUAUUGUAAAACAGGCCUACAUAGCUUAAAUAAUGUGGACUACCAUUUCUCAUUUAAGCUAUGAAGUGAAAUUCUUGGUGGCAGCUACUUUAAUGAUGACCACCACAACUUGCAGUAUAUGAUGCAAUGAUGCAGCAGACUUGACAUUAACAUGAAAAAUGUGUAAUAAUUGUUAUUUGAUAAAUAAAGUACAAUUUUUGUA